Messenger RNA from Penaeus indicus, 1278 nucleotides. RefSeq lists its product as uncharacterized. NCBI's taxonomy places the organism in Eukaryota, Metazoa, Arthropoda, Malacostraca, Decapoda, Penaeidae. The transcript has a single exon. Bases 532 to 1278 code for a protein of 248 amino acids. The record is from RefSeq and is a predicted model, not a curated record.
UCCGCGAUAUGCCCGUGUCGCUCAGUCGAGUUCCGUGUUUUGUUCAUCUUUUCCCUCAAAUGGAGCAGCAAAACAACAUAUAAAACAUGGUGGCAGCUGCACUCCGUCUCCAAACAUAGACAAACAGGGGAAAGAGAUAAUAACAACCUGGAGAUACCGAAAUGUGGGCAUUAAAAUACGGGAGGUUAGCGACCAACCAGCAACGAGACUAGUGCCACGUCGCGCCUAAAUUACGAAAGAUUCGCUCUCGGUGAAGAAAUAAACACAAAUAAGACUAAAGUAUAUAAGAAGCAUGCGGAAGUAAUUCACAGCUCGCUUUGGUGCACCGUAACUGUCUUAAUACUCGCACUGCCACGUCACAGCCACGAAAAUGGCCGGCGCCGAACUUUGUAUGAACUGGAAAACGAGCGAUUCCUAUGACGCGCUCAUGACUUUCAAAAAACGUUGUAUUAGAUACUUCAAGGUUAAGGAGAUACCAAGAGAGGAUCAGGCAAACCAUAUCCUUCUGUACGCAGGUACUCCCGGAGAGAAAUGGUAGAGGCAAGCAAUUUGACUGAAGAUAUGAAAGAUCCUGACAAAGUUUGGGAUGCUCUCGAGACUCGGCUAAAACCUAAGACUAAUAAAUAUGUCGAAAGACUCCACUUUCGAAGAUUCUUUCAGAGAGAAAAUGAAUCUAGUGAUGAGUUCUUAAACAGAUGUAAAGCUCAAGCUAAGAGAUGCAAAUUUACCGAGACAGAACACGAACCAAGAGUUAUUGAGCAAUUCAUGAAUGGAAUCUAUAAUGAAGAUUUGCAAAGAAGCCUUAUUAUAGAAGGUGAAGACAUAAGGUUGAGCAAAGCCAUCGACAUUGCCAGAUCUUUUGAAGCCUUUGACAUUGCUAGAUCUUUUGAAGCCAUUGACUUUGCCAGAUCUUUUGAAGCAAACAUAAGAGAUAAGAGAGACGUGAGAGCCAAAAUGGUAAAUUAUGAAUCAAAUGUUGAUGCUUUAGGAUACCAAAAUUUUGCACUGGCAUCAAAACCAUGCAGCAAAUGUGGGCGAGCACACAAUAAAUACCCCCCACAAUCCUGCCCAGCAUAUGGUACUAGCUGCAAAAUGUGUGGCAAGAUGAACCACUGGCAAAAAAUGUGUCGGUCAAUACCAGAAAAUAAGAAAAAAACAUACAAGAGUAAGAGCCCAGGCCAGAGUCAAUAUGCCGGAAAUAAAGUUCAUAGGAACUUCAACAGUGACAAGUCCAAGAAUGCUAACAGCCAGCAAUGGACAACCAACAUAUUGGUCUAG